This is a messenger RNA of Anopheles maculipalpis, 818 nucleotides long. RefSeq names its product nicotinamide riboside kinase 1. The coding region runs from base 23 to 817 and encodes 264 amino acids. Gene Ontology annotation, cellular component: cytoplasm. The transcript has a single exon. The record is from RefSeq and is a predicted model, not a curated record. NCBI's taxonomy places the organism in Eukaryota, Metazoa, Arthropoda, Insecta, Diptera, Culicidae.
UAUCCCACAGGAACGCAGUACAAUGGAGACGUGGCUCGUCAUCGGAAUAUCGGGCGUAACGAACGGUGGCAAAACGACACUUGCCAAAUCGCUCGAAUCCUACUUUCUGGCCCAUCUGAACAAAACAUUCUUCAAGGAAAAUCUCACCCUAAACAAGGUGGUUGCACUGUGCCAGGAUGAUUACUUCCUGCCGGUGGACAGUCCACAGCACGAGGUAAUCAAAAAGCUUAACCACAUCAACUGGGAGAUACUGUCUUCGCUCGAUAUGGACCGCAUGUGUCUGGACAUUAUGAAGCUGUUGGGCAAAAAGUUUAUCCUGUACAACUGUCACCAGCUGCGACAGAGCUGCGGGGAUGGUAGCGAUAUGGGCGAGCAGGUCGAACCGGUGGACGAGUACAAUCUGUUUGCCGAUCACUUCUUGAGCAACUUCCUGACCAAAUACGAUGAAAACGGUACCGGCGGGCGGACGACGAAUUUAAUUAAGAAAUCAAAGAACGAAUCGUACCAAAACAUGAGCAUUAAGAUAAACAUACUGCUGCUGGAAGGUUUCCUUAUCUUUAACCAUUCGUUUACGCGCGAUCUGUGCAAUGUAAAGUUUCACAUCCAUCUGCCGUACGAACGGUGCUAUGCCCGGCGUAUGCAGCGCGUGUACGAUCCACCGGACGUGGUCGGCUAUUUUGAGAUGUGCGUGUGGCCAAUGUACGAGAAGCACUAUCGGGAGUUUAAGGGCCGGAAGGACAUUUACGUGCUGAACGGUGAAAUACCGCAGGAAAGCAUCUUUAAUUAUGUGUUAAAUUGCAUUAAAGACUUACUGUAGG